Molecule: messenger RNA, 2199 nt
Organism: Naegleria fowleri
Lineage: Eukaryota; Heterolobosea; Eutetramitea; Acrasida; Naegleriidae
Exons: 1
Coding region: 1-2199 (732 amino acids)
Source: RefSeq, a predicted model, not a curated record
AUGCCAAGAGGCAAACCUGGAAUUAAACGGAAGGCUGAUCCUUCAUCAUCGGGAGGAACAACGCCCAAAAGCACAAAAUCCGUUACAAGCUCAUCGACGAGUAAAGGAAGGCAAACAUCCAUCACUACAUUUUGCAAGACACGUAAAUUGGAGACUCAACUCAGUGCGGCUUCCACCAAAACAAUUUCGUACGAUGAUGAUGAUGAUGCUAAUAUCAAGGAAAGAGAGGAAUCACCCGUGAAAGUCAUCAUCCCUGAGUCUUAUUCACUCUCAUUGAACAUUAUUACGUCUAGCAGUAAUGCCCCAGAGGAAGAGAAAAUUCCGAACAAUUGCUCCAAGUCGGAUGAGGAAUCAACAACAACAUCAAGUACAUCUCCGAUUCCCUCUGUGACUGUCAAUGACAUUGAAGCAUUAACUAGAAAUAGCAGCAGUAACAGACUCUCUCCUGUGUCAGAGAUUGAACCAAAAAGCAUUGAUGAUGAGUAUGAUAUCUUUGAGGACACGACAUUCGAUAAAUUCUUUUCCUCUACUGCAACUUUCAAUGCCAACAUUGAGUCCAUCCAUGAUUCCCUAAAAGAAGUGCAGGAAACAGCAAGAGAGCUUGUAGAACUGAGAAAAGAAAUUGCAUUAAGUGCUGAGUUAGAUCAUCAAAUAAGAAUUGAAAUGGAGAAACGAGCAAAAAGACAAUCAUUAAGCGAUUCUGAAAAUUUAUCCAAACUAGAGCACAUCUUAGCGGAAGAUGGUACAGCAAUUACGUUUGAUCGCUCCUUGUUACAACCCUCGAAUGACUAUGACGGCUUUGUGACACAGUUAAAAAUUUCGUCUCUGUUCGAAGAGAUGAGAAGGUUUUACAUACUCAAGCUUGAUAAAUGCGGUUUGACGCGAAAUCAAAAAACACAAUCAACCUUAGAAGAAAUUAAGAAAGAAUUAAGACAUGUUGUUCCCAAAGACAGCUCUUCUAUAUUUGAAUGGGAAAGACUGAAAAUCAUUAAGAAGCACUUCUCUUAUCGGUGCAAUGCCUUACCAGCAGAAAUCAAGACAUUAAUGUUCAAACAUAUCAGCAUAACAGAAUUUGAAAAAUAUUUAGGAAGAGUCGGUAUCCAGCUCGAUUGUACUCGGAAAGAUGCCACUACUAAUGAUGACUCUAUUGAGUGUAUUGAGUUUUUAUGUCCUGAGGAAAUGCUGAUUGUGUAUUCAUCUGUACAACGCACUUGUUGUACUUUUGUGAACCAUUUAUUGAAACGUUUUUUAGAAACACUCUCUGAGAACAAGUCCCAUCCAAACUCUGUACAGCACUUUUUACCAUUUCUCAUCUCUGUAUAUAUGUCCAGACAUUACUUUAGACCUGACAAUGUAUUGCAAUCAAAUCCAAAUUGGUUUGCUCUAGCACCGCUUUCAGAGAACCUGCAACCCCUUGCUGAUUCUUUGGUGGAUCAUUCUAUUGGGCAAUCACCAAUGAUUAUGGAACUCAUUGGAAAAAUAUUUGACCUUCAUGACAUUUCUUCCAUGAAGGAUGUCGUCACCACUAUUUUGCAAUAUUUUAGAUUUGAGGAAGUAGAUGCAGAGAAAUUGCCCAUUCUGACAGAUCAGUCAGAACUGUCACACGAGAAUUUGCUAAAACUCAUUCGUGUGUACUGCCCUCCCCUAUUUUCAUGCUUUAUUCAACAAAGGCCUUGGUUGCACAAAAGAUACAAGAACAUUGAGAUAGUUUUUAAGUCACUCAUGCUGAUUAUUCUAGUCAAAAUUACUAACAACAAAAAAGUAUCGAUCAAUGAAAUUCUAGAAUACAUGACAAACCACAACACAGCCAACGAUAGAAUUGAGGAGUCAAUAUUGUUACAUGCGCUACAGUUCAUCAAAAACCUAUCGCCCGUGUGUCCAUCACAGAAGAGUUCGGUUUUCCCAUUUUACUACCUGUUGGAUAAUGUCAUUUCUCUGAUGUUGUGUUUAGAUUUGAAUUCUAUCCAGCGUUGCAUGAGCAAAGAAACCUUGUCCUUGUGUGAAGAUUUGUCCAAAUCGAUUCACUCUUCCCUUCGAACACUAUUACCCAAAGUUGAGUAUAAUCAUUUCUUUCUUCGUUUUGGAGACAUUACUAGGAAAAUCAUCCCUCUUAAAAUCAAAGCUGCCAAAGCACCUCUAACCCAGCAAACUCUCUCUUUCCAAAUGCAUGCUUGUACGGCAAGCGUUGUUCAGCAAUAA